AUGAUCCUGUCCGAGGUAACGGGCACACCGUUGGAGGAGGUAGACAGGGCGGUUCCACACGGACAUCGUUGGAUGCAGGCGUACAUGGUGAAGCCAAGGAGCGACAUGCUGAGGCACAUCAGGAGGGUUGAAGCAGCUGGUUACAAGGCCAUAGUGCUAACCAUAGAUGAGGUUGCCUUAAGACGAAUAACUUACUCUAAUUUUGAAUAUCCCGCUUCUUUCGACUAUGUAAACGUUCCCCGACCAGUGAUUGGUGGUAGCGUGGGCGACGUGGAGAAUCAAAUUGACACAGUCACUUGGGACGAUGUGGAUUGGUUGAAAAACGUGACACGUCUUCCAAUCAUUCUCAAGGGAAUUUUAACCCCAGAGGACGCCGAACUUGCGGUGCGCCAUGGUGUGGAUGGCGUUUAUGUAUCCAACCACGGUGGCCGUACACUUGAUGGUACUACAGCCACUAUUAACGCGCUCUGGGAUGUGGUGCGUGCCGUUAAGGGGCGAUGUGAGAUUUACCUAGACGGAGGAAUUCGGAACGGGAGGGACGUUUACACGGCGUUAGCUCUAGGGGCUCAAGCCGUCUUCAUCGGUCGUCCUGCUAUCUAUGGUCUCGCCACUAACGGCUCCCAAGGUGUUCAAGACGUACUUGACAUACUGACUAACGAACUAGAAAGUACCAUGGCACUCACAGGCGUGACCCGAGUGUGUGAUAUCAGCCCUUCCUAUGUGGUGAAACAAAGUUACUACGAGAACCAGUUUCCAUCAAAUCGUUUUUCAGCUAAAUUCUUCGGAUAG
This is a messenger RNA of Lingula anatina, 789 nucleotides long. Its product is annotated as 2-Hydroxyacid oxidase 2-like. NCBI's taxonomy places the organism in Eukaryota, Metazoa, Brachiopoda, Lingulata, Lingulida, Lingulidae. The record is from RefSeq and is a predicted model, not a curated record. Gene Ontology annotation, molecular function: oxidoreductase activity; FMN binding.